GUCUGCUUUGAUGUUUCAAGUGUUUAUAGACGAGCAGGACCCCGCCGGAUAGCCGCAAUGAAUACGGUCACAGAUGCGGUACCGACGACGCUUCAACCGUCAGCCGAUGGUGACAAUGUGUUAUCCAAGAUCAACUUAGAAGCGUGGGACAUUGUGGUUAUUGUGGCCUAUUUCAUAGGAGUGAUCGCUGUCGGUGCGUGGUCGUCAUGGAGAAGCAGUCGAAAUUCAAUGAGUGGCUACUUCCUGGCGAGUCGCAGCAUGCACUGGAUCCCGGUGGGUGCGUCGUUGUUUGCCAGCAACAUUGGUAGCGGUCAUUUCGUCGGUCUGGCAGGAUCUGGCGCAGCAUCUGGGAUAGGAAUAUCCGGAUUCGAGCUCAAUGCCGUGUUCGUUCUUCUCAUCCUUGGCUGGGUCUUCGUACCUGUCUACGUUGCAUCAGGGGUAUUCACGAUGCCCGAGUACCUGCGCAAGAGGUUCGGUGGUCAGAGGAUACGUGUCUACCUGUCGGUCCUGGCGCUCCUCCUCUCCAUAUUCACCAAAAUCUCCGCCGAUUUGUUUGCUGGAGCCAUUUUCAUCAAGCAAGCCCUUGACUGGAACCUUUACAUGUCAGUCUGUAUCCUGCUCGCUCUCGCAUGCAUCUUCACUGUUGCUGGGGGCCUGAGUGCUGUGAUAUGGACAGACUUUGUGCAGACCAUCCUCAUCGUUGUCGGCGCAGUGGCUCUCAUGAUCUUGAGUCUUAUUAAGGUCGGAGGCUACGACGAGUUAAUGCGCCAGUUCGGGUACGCCGAGCCAACAGACAACAGUUAUGUCCUCUUCACGGCGGAUAAUGUGUCCUGUUCUAAAGUACCAGACACCUAUGAGAGCCUGCUGCGCCCAGCUGAUGAUCAUGAUCUCCCGUGGACUGGCAUUGUGUUCGGCAUAACAAUCUCCGCUGUUUGGUACUGGUGCUCCGAUCAGGUAAUCGUUCAACGUGCGCUGUCUGCCAAGAACAUGUCCCACGCUAAAGGAGGCUGCAUCAUGGCUGGCUUCCUCAAGCUUCUUCCCAUGUACCUGCUCGUGCUGCCCGGAAUGGCUGCCCGAGUGUUGUACCCAGACCUCGUGGCAUGUUCCAACCCCGAGCGCUGUCGCGAAGUGUGCGAAAACGACAACGGCUGCAGCAACAUCGCCUACCCAUUGCUGGUGAUCAAACUCAUGCCCAUAGGUGCACGAGGAAUGAUGCUGUCAGUCAUGUUGGCCGCGCUGAUGUCUUCGUUGACGUCAAUUUUCAACAGCUGCUCGACCAUUUUCACCAUUGACAUUUGGAAGAAGUUCCGCAAGAAUGCGACCGACAUUGAACUCUUGAUCGUCGGUCGUACAUUCGUCGUAGUUUUAGUCGCGGUCAGCAUCGUCUGGAUUCCGAUCAUCGAAGCGUUCCCGAACAGUCAACUGUUCCACUACAUCCAGAGCGUCACCAGCUACUUGGCGCCUCCUGUCUGUGCCGUCUAUGUCUUGGCGGUAACCUGGGGACGAAUCAACGAACCGGGCGCCUUCUGGGGCCUAAUGAGCGGGCUAGUCAUCGGUAUGAUACGUUUCGGAUGGGAGUUCUCUUACUCUGUGCCUACUUGCGGAAGCGAUGCGCCUGACCCUAGGCCUGCCAUCAUAUCCAGCGUCCACUACCUGCAUUUUGGCAUUCUUCUCUUUUUCCUCACUAUUAUUAUUACUACUGUCGUCAGUCUUCUGACGCCGCCCAUCGAAGCGAGGCACCUUCAUCGACUGACGUACGCUACGCGUCACAGCAGAGAGAUCCGUGAAGACCUGGGCAAGCGACGGAAGAAGACUUCCGUGGCUACGAUAUAUAAUGGGAAGGACAACGCCGCCUACAACAAGAGCACAGAGUGCUUGGGCGACACGGAUGAAGUGUCCCGUACACGGGGCAGUCUUACACUGCACGAGGCUAUGACAGCACCGAAGAGACCGAUGUCGGGCUGCAAGCGUAUCUUGUUCCGAGCCUGCGGUGUAACACAAAGCCAGGUCGACGCAGCGGAGGAAAACCUAGGUCCUGUGUUGUCUCCCGAGGAAGACGCCAUUCAGGCAGCUGAGUCCUUGAAAGAGUCCCCAGUCUGGGAAGGAGUAUGCAACGCAGGGGCUGUCAUCCUGAUGGUCAGCUGCGCUUUCAUCUGGGGCUAUUACGCCUGAGUGUUUCAGCAGUUCCUAGUUAAUUCCAUGGCAGCUACAGACAUCGACUCGCAAGUCUUCCACCGAUUGUACAAAGACCUUUCUUUGUUUGGAGUGCAGGCACUUCUUCAAACGUUGAAGUGCGAGUGUCUUAGGAUGAUACAACGAUAUAUCAUCAGUGCACGAACUCCGUGAUGUUACUUCUAUAGGCCGCCUAUAGUAGGUGACAACCUUUGUACUGUAUUAGCUACGUUAGAACAAGUAGCUGUUGAGACCAAAGCAACCUAUUUAAAAUACUACUCCGGACAAAAGGUGCUAUUACUUGUAUUUCGUGUAAAAGAUCGACCUCGCUCAAGGACUCGGAACGCAAAACAUGGCCAUCAGUGAACGUUACCCGCUUCCGUGGAUUUUCGGAAGAGUUCGCAAAAUUACAUAGUUUCUGAUUCUCCAAGAGUAGAUGACGUCACCAUGACCUCUAGCGUCUGUCUCCUAGCGACUGCGCACGCAUCUUCCAGUUCUCCGCUCUCCGCCCCACGUUGGAAGACUGCCAGAAGCUCUGGAGAUGAGGAACAACUGAACGCUGGAGCGGCGCCUGAACAACUGAUGUAUGGGGCAAUGUUGCCAGGCUGAUGGCAGAUCGCCCACAUGGUGACGUCAUACUUUUCAAAACUAGAAAUGAAUGUUAUAUUUUCGCACGCCACAUAAAGAAAAAGUAUUUUGGGAGAUUAUGACAUGGGUCACGUAGAUUACAAUGACAUAAACUAGGUAGCAUUCUGAAGACAUGAGAUUUGGUCCGUAGUGGCGUGUCGACCCUAAGCCAAGACUAGCCUAAGCCAAAGCUAAGCCACACUCGAUGUUUUAAAAUAUUUUAGAUGUAAUAAAAGUUGACUUCUGCUACUA
Ornithodoros turicata is the source of this 3051-nucleotide messenger RNA. Its product is annotated as sodium/glucose cotransporter 4-like. Gene Ontology annotation, molecular function: D-glucose:sodium symporter activity. Lineage: Eukaryota; Metazoa; Arthropoda; Arachnida; Ixodida; Argasidae. The record is from RefSeq and is a predicted model, not a curated record. The transcript is spliced from 14 exons. Gene Ontology annotation, biological process: transmembrane transport. Bases 58 to 2172 code for a protein of 704 amino acids. Gene Ontology annotation, cellular component: plasma membrane.